AUGUCAAGUACUAUUAACGGCAUUCUGGCACAGCGAGAAAAAGAUAAUCAACCCUAUCCUGCUUUCGACUACGCCAUCGUUGACUGCACGCACGAGCUGAUCUUUAAUCGCACUUAUCUUAAUCAGAUCGACCACAGCUUAGACCUGCAAUUCUACGGAUCUCUUGAAAACGUGCGAUAUCAUACAAAUUCCUCCAACCCGAAUCCGAACUACGAGUUGCGCUGUCCUGGUUGA
This is a messenger RNA of Cylicostephanus goldi, 234 nucleotides long. NCBI's taxonomy places the organism in Eukaryota, Metazoa, Nematoda, Chromadorea, Rhabditida, Strongylidae. The record is from the annotation of a GenBank genome assembly.